AUCGCGGCGGCGGCGGCGCGGCGAGAUAUCGGUGGAGCUCUUGUGAUGAGACACGUCCUAUCAAGUUUCGUAUCACGUGUGUAGAGGGCACUGCGGCUGAGGCGUGGUGCCGACGCUGGGACAGUCGCAUCGAGACAGGCGGUGACUCCCGAGUUCCCGGCUGACGCCCGACGAACGGACGUUCGCCCGCGCGCGCGCGCCGGUGGACGGUGUAGGACAAGUUCAUACAAUCGGGCGGACGACUGCGCAGAGCAAGUGACCUAGGCAGAACAAGCGCACGUUGCAGAACGUCUGAGUUCUUCGUCGCCUCGGCUGGACGCUGCUCAAAACAGGUUUUUUAUACCGGUCCCAGCCGGCGGACUCGCUGCCAUGGCCAGCGUGAUUUUCUCGACGCUCGCGUGGCUGCUCUCACCGCUGUGGUGGCUACUGUCCUGGGUCUUGAGUCCGGUGCCGCUGGCCGCUCUAGCGGUCGCCAUCGUCCUCGGCUACCGCUAUUACACCAAGGACUUCGACUACUGGAAGUCCAAGGGAGUACCAGGCCCGCCCGCCAAGUUCCCUUGGGGGCAUGGCUUCAGUACACGCAGCCAUGGAGGGCGAUUCCCCGUCACUGAGUUCGAAGACUGGUUGUACAACAAGCAUGGAGGCAAGAAAUACUGCGGCUACAUUGAGCUGAAGCGGCCGGUGCUAUACGUUGGCGACCCUGAUCUGAUCCGUGCUAUCACCGUCAAGGACUUCGAUCAUUUCACUGACCGACGGGACCUGGCGGUCUCCAAGGUCAUUGAAAAGAUGUUGAGCAGACUGAAUGGCCAGGAAUGGAAGGAGACGCGAGCGGUUAUGUCGCCAUCGUUUUCCUCUAGCAAGCUGAAGGCCAUGCACCAGCUUUGCCUGGACAACGCGGCCAAACUCAACCAAUUCUUGCGGGAGGAGAUGCAGCGCAAGGGCGAGGUGCAGCUGAAGGACGCCCUCGGCCGCUUCACCAUGGACAACAUCGCCUCAUGCGGCUUCGGCGUGAACUGCAAUUCAUUCGUCGACCCAAACACCGAGUUCGCUACGCAUGCCUCCACGCUGUUCAAGCCUCCCUCCGGGUACGCCAUGUUCCGCCUGAUGGUCAUCAUGCUCUUUCCGAAGUGGAUUGGUGAUUGCCUGCCGGAUCCUGGGAAGGCUGCCACCGAUUUCUUCCAGCGCGUGGUCAACAAAACAGUGGCUCAUCGUGAGCAGCACGGUUCCGAGCAGAGAGAUUUCUUGCAGCUGCUUCUGGAGACCAAGAACAAGGACGGGCAGCGCGCCCUGAGCGACUCAAGCAUCGUCGCGCAAUCGGUGCUGUUCUUCCUCGCCGGCUACGACACGACGGCUUCGCUGUUGACUUUCGCCGGCUACGCGCUAGCCACCAGCCCCGACAUCCAGGGCGCUGUUCAGCGUGAGAUCGACGAGGUGCUGGCGAAGCACGACGGCAGGUUGACCUACGACGCCGUCUCGGAGAUGACUUACCUGGACCGAGUGCUGGCCGAGACACUGCGCCUGUACCCGACUGCCAGCCGUUUGGAACGGCGCUGCUCCAAGGACUACAUUCUGCCCGGCACAGACGUGCUCGUCAAGCGCGGCAUGAUCGUCGGUAUGCCGGUCUUCACUUUGCACCGCGAUCCUGACCACUACCCGGACCCGCUGCGCUUCGACCCGGACCGUUUCUUGCCCGAGGAGAAGGCAAAGCGCCACCCGUGCGCCUACAUACCGUUCGGCAGCGGGCCGCGCAACUGCAUCGCCAUGCGGUUCGCGCUGUUUGAGGCGAAGGUGGCGAUGAUCGCCGUGCUGCGGGAGAACAGCCUGAAGCCGGGGUCGAGCACACCGCCGCCGCCCUUGCCGCACGACCCCUACGCCUUCGUGCUAAGGCCCAAGGAUCCCUUGUUCCUGAAGGUGGUGCCCCGCAGUGGUGACGAAGCUUAAUGGCGGCGGAUACCAUGACUUCAAUGUGUUGGAAAAGGAGCGUUUUGCAAGAAUUGGGUUUAUUUGCACGCCCCGCAUAAGGGAUCAUUUCAACUACACACACACACACACACACGCACACACGCACGCACGCACGCACGCACGCACGCAC
Molecule: messenger RNA, 2092 nt
Organism: Pollicipes pollicipes
Lineage: Eukaryota; Metazoa; Arthropoda; Thecostraca; Pollicipedomorpha; Pollicipedidae
Product: cytochrome P450 3A31-like
Exons: 1
Coding region: 370-1941 (523 amino acids)
Molecular function (GO): oxidoreductase activity, acting on paired donors, with incorporation or reduction of molecular oxygen; heme binding; iron ion binding
Source: RefSeq, a predicted model, not a curated record